Messenger RNA from Cervus elaphus (red deer), 846 nucleotides. RefSeq names its product heterogeneous nuclear ribonucleoprotein Q-like. Gene Ontology annotation, molecular function: mRNA binding. The record is from RefSeq and is a predicted model, not a curated record. Gene Ontology annotation, cellular component: nucleus; ribonucleoprotein complex. The coding region runs from base 91 to 846 and encodes 251 amino acids. Lineage: Eukaryota; Metazoa; Chordata; Mammalia; Artiodactyla; Cervidae. The transcript has a single exon.
UGAUGACUAGAUGACAAGAAAAAAAACAAAGGCUUUUGUUUCCUUGAAUAUGAAGAUCACAAAACAGCUGCCCAGGCAAGACGUAGGUUAAUGAGUGGUAAAGUCAAGGUCUGGGGAAAUGUUGGAACUGUUGAAUGGGCUGAUCCUAUAGAAGAUCCCGAUCCUGAGGUUAUGGCAAAGGUAAAAGUGCUGUUUGUACGCAACCUGGCUAAUACUGUAACAGAAGAGAUUUUAGAAAAGGCAUUUAGUCAGUCUGGGAAACUGGAACGAGUGAAGAAAUUAAAAGAUUAUGCUUUCAUUCAUUUUGAUGAACGAGAUGGUGCUGUCAAGGCUAUGGAAGAAAUGAAUGACAAAGACUUGGAAGGAGAAAAUAUUGAAAUUGUUUUUGCUAAGCCACCAGAUCAGAAAAGGAAAGAAAGGAAAGCUCAGAGGCAAGCUGCAAAGAAUCAAAUGUAUGAUGAUUACUACUAUUAUGGUCCACCUCAUAUGCCCCCUCCAACAAGAGGCCGAGGGCGUAGAGGUAGAGGUGGUUAUGGAUACCCUCCCGAUUAUUAUGGAUAUGAAGAUUAUUACAAUUACUGUGGCUAUGACUACCAUAACUACCGAGGUGGCUAUGAAGACCCUUACUGCGGCUAUGAAGAUUUCCAGGUCGGCGCUAGAGGAAGGGGUGGUAGAGCAGCGAGGGGGGGCUGCUCUGUCCCGAGCCCGCGGGGCUGCUCCUCCCCACGGCAGAGCCGCUUACUCUCAGAGAGGAUGCCCCAGAUCAGCAAGAGGCGCUCGUGGUGCGAGAGGACGUACCCAGCAACAAAGAGGCCGCGGGGGAAAAGGGGUCGAGGCCGGUCCUGA